AUGAUAUUGAAUUCUGAUAAUGAUUUGCUAUCGAGAAUUUCUUCUUUAAGUCAUCAAAUACAGCCAUCUCUUCAGAUAGCAUAUGAAAGAGGUGAAUUAGCGGAUGAUUUUUUUAGAUCUCGAUCUUUUAUUCAAAAUAAUACAUCAAUACGGGCUAAAGAUAAUAACGGCGGAUUAGACCUGGUCAAUAUUCCACGUGGAUUAACGCAAAUACCGUCAAAAACAUCACCUUUCUUUUUACUCUUGAAACCUGAAACAAAAAAGAAAAGUCCAAUGCAAUACCUGUUAUACUCUUCAUCACAAAGUAUUUUAGUUAGCGAAGAUGUCAAGCAACUUGAAAUUUUACCUGAAAACACGGAAUUUUAUCUCGACCAAAAAAGGUUUUACAUUUAUGUAGAUGAAAACCCAAGGAAAUACGUUUUUAAUGUCAGACGAGAAAUUCUUGAUAUUGUUUUGACGAAUACUUUUGCAAAUCCUUUGGAACCAUUUCUACUUUGCUACAUUGCCAAUGGAAAGAUGCCGCCUAAUACAAAUCUUACAGCUGGAUACUAUUCAAAAGUCAUUUUUAAUAAUACAUUUUUAUUUUAUUAUUAUUUGAUACCACAGAAUUUUAUUUAUCCUGACAUUGUCAGUGCUUGGACUACUGCGGCUAAUUCGAACUUUGAUUUAAUAUUUUCACAAAUACUAAGGCAUUAUUUCAGUGAACAUCGAAAAUCGGAACUUGAACUUAAUGAGAAAUCAUUUUUCUUCAAGGUCAUUGAAUCAUUUCUUACUCAUGAUACUGAUUUCUUGGAUUUUACUAAGGAAUUUGAUCGUCCUGAAGGAGAUUCUGUUGAAUUUUACAUUUCAAAGUGUAAUCUAUUAACAAUGUCAUCAUAUUCGCAUUAUGCAACAUUCCUGAUGUACCAUGAGUUUGAAACAAAGUACGGAGCAGAAUUUGCAACUCAAGUAAUUUGUAAAGUUAUUUACUAUUCCGGACUAAGACCUAAGUUGGCCAAAAAGUUUAACUUUGAUAUAAAGCCCAUUGACAAGCUUCUAGAGUUCACAGAUGACAUCGAUCCAAAAAAUAAAAUUAGAUUAUUCAAUACCGUAAAAGGAAUUAUAUCUCAGCCUAUCAACUAUAUACCAAGAAGAACGAAUGCAACUGUUUAUGCUUCUUAUUCCCUUCUCUUGGAAAAUAUAAUUUCAAAUGGAAUUGAUUUUCUUAAAAUCAUUAGAAAACUUGAAAAGCAUCAGCCAUGGAUUACAUAA
Trichomonas vaginalis G3 is the source of this 1251-nucleotide messenger RNA. RefSeq lists its product as uncharacterized. The transcript has a single exon. The record is from RefSeq and is a predicted model, not a curated record. Bases 1 to 1251 code for a protein of 416 amino acids. NCBI's taxonomy places the organism in Eukaryota, Parabasalia, Trichomonadida, Trichomonadidae.